Physcomitrium patens is the source of this 1467-nucleotide messenger RNA. RefSeq names its product large ribosomal subunit protein bL19c. Gene Ontology annotation, molecular function: structural constituent of ribosome. The record is from RefSeq and is a predicted model, not a curated record. Gene Ontology annotation, cellular component: ribosome. Gene Ontology annotation, biological process: translation. Lineage: Eukaryota; Viridiplantae; Streptophyta; Bryopsida; Funariales; Funariaceae.
CAUGGAUGGACCGAACCACACAAAGCUUAUCGAUACUCUUUCAUUCGCAGGAAUCUGGAGCUGGCCGUCGAUGGGGUCGUAAUCCGAAGGGUAUGACCAGCAGAAUCUGAGCCACUAAUCUGGGUUCAUACCUGCGGCGAUGAGGAAGUGUUGAUGAUGUGGAGACGAGAUAGGAUGGAGGGUUCUGGCAAGCUCGAAGCCUUUCGAUCGAGGAUCUGACGGUGUCACGAACAAUGCUUAUUAUAGCCUUACUGGGAUCCAUCCCGCAACCUCCCCGCGUUUAUCCGGAUGUUGCCCUCAGUUGAUAGAAUUGGAGAAAUUGAAAGAGUGUCUGUGUGAUUGUGUUGCGAAGCUAUUCAGCGCGACGGCUGUGGAAAAUUGGAAAUCCUGUAACGAGUAGGGGCAAGAUGGCGUCUAGCUGCAGCCGUCAGCUUGCCGCAUUGUCCCUUGAUAGUAGAGUCACGGCUGCGCCAAAGGCGUUGAAGGUCGUAGGCCUAUCUUCGACUACUCUUACUCCUACAGUAAAGCCUUAUCUGAAACAAGCUCGCGAACCACUAAGCGCCUCCCUCCAGGUCGCAGCUCCUUUGAAGGUUAGAAGAAAUCAGAAGUGCGUCGUCUUCGCUCAAGCUGUCACAACUACCCCUGAAACCGAGGCUGAGGCUGAUGCUCCCGCCGUCCUGGAAGCUGCUGAGGAGGCUCCACCGGCCAAACCAAAAUCUAAGAAGCUGACGAAGGGUGUGAAACACAUCAUGCAGUAUCUAGAUGAGGAAGCUGUUAAGGCCGCAAAUGAAGAGAAGGUUAUUCCUGACAUCCGACCCGGAGACGUCAUUCAACUUAGAGUUGAAGUGCCAGAGAACAAGCGCAGGGUGUCCUUGCUGAGAGGCAUUGUUAUCUCUCGCCGUAACGCAGGCAUCAACACCACCUUCAGAAUCAGGAGAGUUAUUGCUGGAGUUGGAGUUGAGAUGGUUUUCCCACUAUACUCGCCGAACAUCAAGGAGAUUAAGGUGGUAGACAAGAGAAAGGUGCGGAGGGCGAAGCUCUUUUACUUGCGUGACAAGAUUGCCCGCAUGUCAUCUUGCUAAACAAUUCGUAGACAAUACUUCUCCCAGCAUAUAUUUUUUUCUCUUUCUUUUUAUCUUUUCUUUCUAUCUACGCAGAACAAUUACUUUCUCGUAGUGUAAGAAGUCGAGAGAAAUAUUCUGGCAAAGACUUUGCAUUCCUCAGGUGUUGCACCGGGUAGUCUGCUAUUGCGAUGAGGGUAGAUGAAUUUCCAUAUACAUGCCUCUACUUCCCUUAUUUCACUCUCUUUUUGGUCUUCGGUAGCGAAAUCGAUUUUGGUGGAGACCCUCAGCACUCUCUGUUACACUGUAAUCUACAUAGGAAAUGAAAUCCUGCGUCCCUCCUGAAGUAAUGCUCGCAACUGUUGUGCACCACAGCCCGAAUCAAUGCAUGUCUAAAUUAUACCAA